AUGUGGACGUCUCUCGCUGCUCUGACCAUGUGGACGUCACUCUCUGCUCUGACCAUGUGGACGUCACUCUCUGCUCUGACCAUGUGGACGUCACUCUCUGCUCUGACCAUGUGGACGUCACUCGACUGCUCUGACCAUGUGGACGUCACUCUCUGCUCUGACCAUGUGGACGUCACUCUCUGCUCUGACCAUGUGGACGUCACUCUCUGCUCUGACCAUGUGGACGUCACUCUCUGCUCUGACCAUGUGGACGUCACUCUCUGCUCUGACCAUGUGGACGUCACUCUCUGCUCUGACCAUGUGGACGUCACUCUCUGCUCUGACCAUGUGGACGUCACUCUCUGCUCUGACCAUGUGGACGUCACUCGCUGCUCUGACCAUGUGGACGUCACUCGCUGCUCUGACCAUGUGGACGUCACUCUCUGCUCUGACCAUGUGGACGUCUCUCGCUGCUCUGACCAUGUGGACGUCACUCUCUGCUCUGACCAUGUGGACGUCACUCUCUGCUCUGACCAUGUGGACGUCACUCUCUGCUCUGACCAUGUGGACGUCACUCGCUGCUCUGACCAUGUGGACGUCACUCUCUGCUCUGACCAUGUGGACGUCACUCUCUGCUCUGACCAUGUGGACGUCACUCUCUGCUCUGACCAUGUGGACGUCACUCUCUGCUCUGACCAUGUGGACGUCACUCGCUGCUCUGACCAUGUGGACGUCACUCGCUGCUCUGACCAUGUGGACGUCACUCUCUGCUCUGACCAUGUGGACGUCACUCUCUGCUCUGACCAUGUGGACGUCACUCUCUGCUCUGACCAUAGUCUGCGCAGAGUCUCUGGAGAGUCUCCGCAGAGUCUCUGGAGAGUCUCCGCAGAGUCUCUGGAGAGUCUCCGCAGAGUCUCUGGAGAGUCUCCGCAGAGUCUCUGGAGAGUCUGCGCAGAGUCUCUGGAGAGUCUCCGCAGAGUCUCUGGAGAGUCUCCGCAGAGUCUCUGGAGAGUCUCCGCAGAGUCUCUGGAGAGUCUGCGCAGAGUCUCUGGAGAGUCUGCGCAGAGUCUCUGGAGAGUCUGCGCAGAGUCUCUGGAGAGUCUGCGCAGAGUCUCUGGAGAGUCUCCGCAGAGUCUCUGGAGAGUCUGCGCAGAGUCUCUGGAGAGUCUGCGCAGAGUCUCUGGAGAGUCCUCCGCAGAGUCUCUGGAGAGUCUCCGCAGAGUCUCUGGAGAGUCUGCGCAGAGUCUCUGGAGAGUCUCCGCAGAGUCUCUGGAGAGUCUCCGCAGUGGCUCCGUCUAA
Molecule: messenger RNA, 1278 nt
Organism: Knipowitschia caucasica
Lineage: Eukaryota; Metazoa; Chordata; Actinopteri; Gobiiformes; Gobiidae
Source: the annotation of a GenBank genome assembly